Gongylonema pulchrum is the source of this 360-nucleotide messenger RNA. The record is from the annotation of a GenBank genome assembly. Lineage: Eukaryota; Metazoa; Nematoda; Chromadorea; Rhabditida; Gongylonematidae.
AUGACACCAAUUGAUAAGUCAAGUCUGGCGCGGUCGGAAAGUGAUCAGGAACAUUUGGAGUUCUCGCAUCCCAGUUUCAUCCAGCAGCAUCCCCAUCUUUUGGCCAAUAUCAAGAGGAAAUCACCGGGUGUGCGAAACAAUGAGAACACCUCAAUGAAUAUACCAACAAGAGAGCUUAAUGUGCUUCUUGGUGAAAUUCGACAGCUUCGAGAAAAGCAGCGAGCCAUGGAAACUAAGAUGACGCAUCUUGUGAAGUACGCCUCUUUAUAUCGCUCAACAUCUUACUUUGUUACUUCCAUCAGUUAUCUUUUCAUUGUCUGUGAUAUGCGUAUCGUCGGUACAGAUCGCCGGGUUUUUUAA